This is a messenger RNA of Drosophila suzukii, 3197 nucleotides long. It is a transcript of the gene hb, whose product is annotated as zinc finger protein hunchback. NCBI's taxonomy places the organism in Eukaryota, Metazoa, Arthropoda, Insecta, Diptera, Drosophilidae. Gene Ontology annotation, biological process: regulation of transcription by RNA polymerase II. Gene Ontology annotation, molecular function: DNA-binding transcription factor activity, RNA polymerase II-specific; RNA polymerase II transcription regulatory region sequence-specific DNA binding. The record is from RefSeq and is a predicted model, not a curated record.
CACGAGUUUAGUCAGUUGUGCUCCGAGUCCCGAAAACGAAAGUCGCCAGCAUAAACAGGCAGAGCCCCUAACAAAGCAAAACCUAACAAACUCCAAAGGACGAAACUUAACUGCUAUCAAAAUAAAUAUUGCCAAUUGAAAACCCCACCAAUACUCCGUGUUCGUGCUUAAAAAAAAAACUUAAAUUCAGAACAAAAAGGAUUUCACCAAAAACUUACUUUUCCGCACAUGCGCGAAUUCCGCGAAAAAGAAGGCAAAAAAGCUAGCUAAAAAGCGAGGCCCAAAAAAUAGACAAAAACGAAGAGCAAGGAGCCCCCACAUCGCCGCUCCCCCUCGCACGCACUGUGCGUUGUGUGUUGGUCUAACGGUAACCGUGCCGCGGUCAAGCGAGAGCAAAGGAGAGAGAGAGGCCGCGAGCUGGGAAAAAAGUUCCGUGCUCCCGGUUCCCGUUUCCCAAUUCUCCCGGAGAAUUCCUCUGGAGCGUCCCCAAGCCGUCUAGAGCCGCCAAGAUGCAGAACUGGGAGACGACAGCCACGACCAACUACGAGCAGCACAACGCCUGGUACAGCAGCAUGUUUGCGGCCAAUAUCAAACAGGAGCCGGGUCACCAUCUCGAUGGGAAUAGCGUGGCCAGCAGUCCGCGUCAAUCCCCGAUACCCUCCACCAAUCACCUGGAGCAGUUCCUCAAGCAGCAGCAGCAGCAUCAGCAACAGCCCAUGGAUACCCUCUGCGCCAUGACCCCAUCGCCCAGUCAAAACGAUCAGAAUAGCCUGCAACACUACGAUGCCAACUUGCAGCAACAGUUGCUGCAGCAGCAGCAAUACCAGCAGCAUUUCCAGGCAGCCCAGCAGCAGCAUCAUCACCACCAUCAUCUGAUGGGUGGCUUUAAUCCCCUGACGCCACCGGGUCUGCCCAAUCCCAUGCAGCAUUUCUAUGGCGGCAAUCUGCGACCCAGUCCUCAGCCCACUCCCACAUCCGCAUCCGCAGUGGCUCCAGUUGCAGUUGCCACCGGCAGCCAGCAGCACAGCGAGAAAUUGCAGGCUCUUACACCGCCCAUGGAUGUCACACCGCCCAAGUCGCCGGCCAAGUCCAGUCAAUCGAAUCUAGAGCCCGAGAAGGAGCACGACCAGAUGUCCAACUCCAGCGAGGACAUGAAAUACAUGGCCGAGUCCGAGGACGAUGAUACGAACAUCCGCAUGCCCAUCUACAAUUCGCACGAGAUGAAGAAUUACAAGUGCAAGACCUGCGGCGUUGUGGCCAUCACCAAGGUGGACUUUUGGGCACACACCCGCACCCACAUGAAGCCGGACAAGAUCCUGCAGUGCCCCAAGUGCCCGUUCGUCACCGAGUUCAAGCACCAUCUGGAGUACCACAUCCGGAAGCACAAGAACCAAAAGCCCUUCCAGUGCGACAAAUGCAGCUACACCUGUGUGAACAAGUCCAUGUUGAACUCGCACCGCAAGUCGCACAGUUCGGUUUAUCAGUACCGUUGUGCGGACUGCGAUUAUGCCACCAAGUACUGCCACAGCUUCAAGCUGCAUCUGCGCAAGUAUGGACACAAGCCUGGAAUGGUCCUGGAUGAGGACGGCACUCCGAAUCCUUCGCUGGUCAUCGAUGUCUAUGGCACUCGUCGUGGUCCAAAGAGCAAGAAUGGUGGACCCAUUGCCAGCGGAGGAAGUGGCAGCGGCAGCCGCAAGUCAAAUGUGGCAGCUGUGGCCCCGCAGCAACAGCAGCCAUCCCAGCCCAUCCAGCCAGUCACAUCCCAGCUGAGCGCUGCCCUGCAAGGAUUCCUGGUGCAGAGCAACUCGGCUCCCGCGGCGGCAUCUCCUGUGCUCCCACUGCCCGCCUCCCCUGCCAAGAGUGUGUCCAGCGUGGAUCAGACUCCCAACCUGCCCAGCCCAGCUAAUCUUCUGCCUCCUCUGGCCAGCCUGCUGCAGCAGAACCGCAACAUGGCCUUCUUCCCGUACUGGAACCUUAAUCUCCAGAUGCUGGCUGCCCAGCAACAGGCCGCCGUCCUGGCCCAACUAUCGCCACGAAUGCGGGAGCAACUCCAGCAGCAAAACCAGCAGCAGAGCGACAAUGAGGAGGAGGAGCAGGAUGAUGAGUACGAGCGCAAGUCGGUGGACUCUGCCAUGGAUCUCUCUCAAGGAACCCCCGUGAAGGAGGAGGAGCAGCAGCAGCAGCCUCAGCAGCAGCAGCCGCUGGCCAUGAAUCUCAAGGUGGAGGAGGAGGCCACGCCGCUGAUGAGCAGCUCGAAUGCCUCCAGGCGCAAGGGACGCGUCCUCAAGUUGGACACCCUGCUGCAACUGCGAUCGGAGGCCAUGACUUCCCCAGAGCAACUGAAAGUGCCCAGCAGCAGCAGCAUGCCCACUGCAUCCUCACCGAUUGCCGGACGCAAGCCCAUGCCCGAGGAGCACUGCUCGGGAACCAGCUCGGCGGAUGAGUCCAUGGAGACGGCCAAUGUGCCGCAGGCCAACACCAGUGCCAGCUCCACGGCCUCCAGCUCGGGUAACAGCUCCAAUGCCAGCAGCAACAGCAAUGCGAACAGCAGUAGCAACUCCAGUAGCAAUGGAACCACUUCAGCGGUCGCAGCUCCUCCAUCCGGAACUCCGGCGGCAGCGGGAGCCAUCUACGAGUGCAAGUACUGUGAUAUCUUCUUCAAGGACGCCGUGCUCUACACCAUCCACAUGGGCUACCACAGCUGCGACGAUGUGUUCAAGUGCAACAUGUGCGGCGAGAAGUGCGACGGACCCGUCGGCCUCUUCGUCCACAUGGCCAGGAACGCUCACUCCUAAGUCCCCCACUCACCUUGUUAUUAUUAUUUAUCACUAUUAUCACAUUAAUCGUUGUCCAGAAUUGUAUAUAUUCGUAGCCUAAGUUUUCCAAAACACUAUUUUGUUGUCGAAAAUUGUAAAUAAGCCAAUUAAGCCGCUAAUUCUAGACCUAAGUUUAUAUAUCUAAUCCUAACUGUAUUGAACUGUAGCCACCUUUCUAUCUGUCCUCUAUACUCUCUUGUAUUUUCGAACUCGACUAAAAACCCUGAAAACGGUUUAAAAAAUUAUAAUAAAUGCAUGGAGAAACGUAAGCCUAAGUUUAGACUAAUUUGUAAGUCAAGCGAGUCAAGCGAACAACCAAACAAACAAAACCAACAGUCCAAAGUCAAAUUAAUAAAAUAUAGUUUAUAAUAUAUACAUAAA